GGUUGCAAGAGCAUUGUUGUAGUUCGCUGCUUAGCUAAUUUUAUCCGGGCAGCUUCCUCCUCGCUAUUAAAAGUGCACAUAGAACAGCAUCUUAAUUUUAAGGCCAACGUGUUGUGUUUCAGUAACACCAACACAGUACUCGUAUGAAGUUGUUUACCGUUUAACUUUAACUCCAGACUAGCCACUCAACUAACGUUCGCUUCACUACUAGCAAGUCAAGCUAGCAAAUGUGUUUGUCUAUGCACACCAGUCUAGCUAGCUAGCUAACUCAAGUUCCUAAAUUCGCAGGAAUGAACCAUAAAAGUAAGAAGAGGAUCAAAGAGGCGAAGCGGAGCGCCAGACCUGAGCUGAAGGACUCUUCAGACUGGACGAAACAUGACUAUUGCGAGACUUUCGAUGUGUCACACCGCUCAGUGAAGGACAAUGUUGAGCGUGUGGACACCCUGCGUCUCAGCGCAGAGGAGUUCAUCCAGCGCUUCGAGAGGCCCUACAAACCUGUGGUGCUGCUCAACUGUCAGGACACCUGGCCCGCCCGCGAGAAGUGGACCAUGGAGCGCCUCAAACGUAAGUACCGCAACCAGAAGUUCAAGUGUGGUGAGGACAACGACGGUUACUCUGUGAAGAUGAAGAUGAAGUACUACGUGGAGUACCUGGAGUCCACACAGGACGACAGCCCACUCUAUAUCUUCGACAGCAGCUACGGCGAGCACGCCAAGCGCCGUAAACUGCUGGAGGACUACCAGGUGCCAGUUUACUUUAGGGACGACCUCUUCCAGUUCGCCGGGGAGAAGCGCCGGCCUCCUUACAGAUGGUUUGUAAUGGGUCCUGCCCGCUCUGGCACUGGCAUCCACAUUGACCCGCUGGGUACGAGUGCCUGGAAUGCCCUGGUGCAGGGGCACAAGCGCUGGUGCUUGUUCCCCACCCACACGCCCCGGGAGCUGAUCAAGGUGACCCGGGAGGACGGGGGCAACCAGCAGGACGAGGCCAUCACCUGGUUUAACGUGGUGUACCCACGCACCCAGCAGCCUACCUGGCCUGCUGAGUUCAGACCACUGGAGAUUCUGCAGGGACCAGGGGAGACCGUGUUUGUUCCUGGAGGCUGGUGGCAUGUGGUUCUCAACAUGGACACCACCAUCGCUAUCACUCAGAACUUUGCCAGCACCACCAACUUCCCCAUCGUGUGGCAUAAAACUGUACGGGGCCGGCCCAAACUAUCAAGGAAGUGGUAUCGUAUCCUGAAGCAGGAGAGGCCAGACAUUGCUACCCUGGCAGACAAAGUGGACCUCCAGGAAUCGACUGGCAUCGCCUCGGACAGCUCCAGUGACUCUUCCUCCUCCUCUUCCUCCAGCUCCUCUGACUCAGACUCAGAGGCUGAGUCGGGCUCGGAGGGGGACGCCAUGUCUCACAGGCGGAAGAAGAGGAAGACAUGUGGCAUGAUAUCCAACGGAGACAGCAGCACCAAGGACGACUGUGUCAGCAAAGAGCGCAGCUCCUCCCGGUGACCCCCUCGCUCCACCCCGCCUCGCCAAAAGGCCACACCCAGGGGGACUCUCGCAUGAAGAGCGGCCAAUUUGUUUGUUUUCAUUUGUGUGUCUCCAAAGGAGAGUCUGGUGGCCCUCUGUCAGUCUGUUGGAUAGAUAAGAGGGCCAGCCUAACCCUAGGCUGUGAUAAAGGAGAUUCCCCCUGAGGCGUGGACCUGCUGGAGAUUUAUCUGCACCCGCUCAGCUUCUAGUCAAAUGUUAAUCUAUAUUGCUGUUGCUUGUGGGGUGUGGGAAGAGCAGUAUUUCAGUGCGAGGGAGGGGUGUUGACCUUUGGAGAGAGGUGGGCUGUUGCCUUGUUGUACACCAGGUACUGGGGCUGAGGCAGGGAGCCUAUCAGGCUGGCCUGUCUCCUCUACAGUGCCAUGGUCUUAUGUUGCUCAGUGGGGAAAUGUUUUCUAUUCACAGUGAGAUGAUGGAUGGAUAGGUGUGCUUUGGAUUGACUUUACUUUGCAGUACAUGGGAUGCCAGUUGAGUUUUAUCAUGGCAGAGUUGUGCAAUCAAAACAGUUAAUUCAGAAUCAGUUAAUUAAAUUAAAUGUUUAGCAAAUCAACAGUCCACAAUGCAGUCAAGACCAUUUAACAAAUCUAGAAAGCAAUGAUAUCAUAUUUAUCUGCUGUUGGCAUCUGUAGUGCAGACUAAUGCACACAUGUCUAGUGAAACAACAGCUUUUUCAAGAAUAGCCCAAGUCACCCAGCAACAACUGUAAAGGCCAAGGGAUCCCCCCUGACUGAGAUUUAGCCGGUUCAGCUUGACAUUCAAAAGCUUGACCUUUUAGGAGGAAAUUGCCUAUACUAUACUCCCUUAGCUCCAGGUUGGGUAAGAUUAAUCACUCUCAGGUGCCACAAAUGAAUGUUGGGCUAUCAACAACAAAAUUCCACCCAAGAAACCACAACAAUAUUGCCUGGUUAUGUAAUGUUUCUAUAACUUUAAUUAUUAUUAUAUAUUUUUAUUUUAUUUAACCUUUAUUUAGCUAGGCAAGUCAGUUAAAAACGAAUUCUUAUUUACAAUGACGGCCAAACCCGGAUGACGCUGGGCCAAUUGUGCGCCGCCCUAUGGGACUCCCAAUCAUGGCCAGAUGUGAUACAGCCUGGAUACGAACCAGGGACUGUAGUGAUGCCUCUUGCACUGAGAUGCAGUGCCGUAGAUCGCUGCACCACUCGGAAUUAAUUUAAUUACAUAUGGGUUACUCACACAAUUUUCAAAUUUGUAUGAUAACAAUUGUUAUUGUGUCUCGUGUAAAAGUGUGCCCUUUGCUGCUAUAUUAAUCAACAUUUUAAGAUGAAUGAAAUCAAACUAUUCAAUUUAUUUGAAAUUACACGGCUAUACUGUAGAUCAGGGGUGUCAAUUUUUUGUAUUUGUAUUUUUUUCCCAGGGAAUGAUCUCAAUUGGCAUGCCUAAAACCAAAUCUAAACUGUGUAGAAAUUAGUGGACAUAAUUUAUAGUCUCUAAACUCUGUCCAGCUUCUUAACAGUCAUCGAAAUGAAAGCUAGACAGUCGGGGAGCAUAGAAAAUUUGAUGGAUAGAGAACAAUUUUUUUGACAAUUUUGACAGCAAGGAAUAUAACCAAUACAAGUGGACCUCAGUGAAGACAGAAUGUGGCCCUUUGGGGCAAAAUGAGUGUAACACCCCUGUUGUAGAUGCUGGUUUCCCAGACCCAAAUCAUGCCUAUUCCUGGUCCAAAAAGCGCUUUCACAGAAGUCUCUAUCAUGGAUGCCUUUUAGUCCAAGAUUAGAAUGAACCUCUUUCCAGGAAAGGAGCCCGAGGUGUUUGAUCUUGUGUUUUCAUUCUGAGCCACCAUUUUAUAUUCUCCAUCGCAUACAGAAGGGGGCACCAAUGCCAGAGUUCUCACACUAGCUUGGCACUAGUGUGUUGGGGUUACAGUCCAGAAGAUACAGUAAGGGGGUUUGUGAAAUGUUGCAAAUACAUUUUAUGUGAGGGGAUAGGUAGAUAUUUUGGACAGACUAAAUUCAUGGUUCUUUCCAAGUGGCUUCUAGGUUAUGUGGCAUAUGCUGCUCUACAAUGAUUCAACUGCUUUGUAUUUCGUUAGUGUAAAUUCAAACAAAAGCAACUAGCUAAAACAUUACUGUUAUUCAGCAAAUACAAGUUAAUGGUUUAAAUGCAGUUUCUGCUUGUAUAACUUUGUUCUGUGGGGUUAACAUGGAGUCAAGUGAAUACUGUUUUUUUGUGUUUUAAAAAUUUGGCUUUGUCAUCUAAAAUUAUUGAAAGUACUUUGAAAUAUGUGAAUUGCUGUAUGUCUGUGCAGUAGGUGUUUUCCACUGUCUUUAGACAAAAGUGCCUAUAAGCACCAAUUGAUACUGUCAUUGGCCUGCAGAUGAGAGGUUGUGUUGCUACUUGUGGUCAAUGCGUCUGGUGUUUGCGCUGUUUUUAAUCCAUUAGGUGCUCACCUCAUGUCAAGCAUUUAGCACUAUUACGGUCCCUGGGGUCGGUCACCUAGUGCCUUGGAGCCAAUGGGGGAAUGGUGUGAACCAGGAGCCUACGUGGGUACAUCUCAGUUGUCUAAUGUGGCUUCCUUUGGUCGACCUCUUCCCUUCAGCCGCACUGAUCCAAAUCUACAGGACUGGAAAAAGGAAGCCCUCUAUUAGGGUUCUGUCAUAUUGCUUUCACCUAUCCUGUAGGUCCAGAUCAGGGCUUUCACCUAUCCUGUCGGUCCAGAUCAGGGCUUUCACCUAUCCUGUCUGGCCAGAUCAGGGCUUUCCCCUUUCCUGUCUGGCCAGAUCAGGGCUUUCACCUUUCCUGUCUGGCCAGAUCAGGGCUUUCACCUUUCCUGUCUGGCCAGAUCAGGGCUUUCACCUUUCCUGUCUGGCCAGAUCAGGGCAAAUAAAGGAGAAUGAUGAGGAAGCCAUUUUAAGAUAUUUAGAUGUACACCCAGACAUACCUUGACGCUAACUAGAUCAAAGUUAAUAAAUCAUUUUUUCAUGCA
This is a messenger RNA of Salvelinus fontinalis (brook trout), 4482 nucleotides long. Its product is annotated as bifunctional arginine demethylase and lysyl-hydroxylase JMJD6. NCBI's taxonomy places the organism in Eukaryota, Metazoa, Chordata, Actinopteri, Salmoniformes, Salmonidae. The transcript has 6 exons. Bases 291 to 1502 code for a protein of 403 amino acids. Gene Ontology annotation, biological process: phagocytosis. Gene Ontology annotation, cellular component: cytoplasm; nucleus. Gene Ontology annotation, molecular function: P-TEFb complex binding; histone H4R3 demethylase activity. The record is from RefSeq and is a predicted model, not a curated record.